AAGAGGAGAGAUUCAAACAACCAGCAACCAUCGAAGCGAGACCAGAGUCUCCAGGUCACAGUCCACGGUCGAGAUACAGAAACAGAGCAACCCACUAUCGAACCUAUAGACAGGACAGUUGAAGUGAAAGGGGACUUUUUCUUUUCUUUUAUAACACUACGGGACUUGGUCAAAGACUAG
Sphenostylis stenocarpa is the source of this 180-nucleotide messenger RNA. The record is from the annotation of a GenBank genome assembly. NCBI's taxonomy places the organism in Eukaryota, Viridiplantae, Streptophyta, Magnoliopsida, Fabales, Fabaceae.